This is a messenger RNA of Penicillium concentricum, 1098 nucleotides long. RefSeq names its product Pyridoxal phosphate-dependent transferase major region subdomain 2. The record is from RefSeq and is a predicted model, not a curated record. Lineage: Eukaryota; Fungi; Ascomycota; Eurotiomycetes; Eurotiales; Aspergillaceae. Gene Ontology annotation, cellular component: cytosol. Gene Ontology annotation, molecular function: L-aspartate:2-oxoglutarate transaminase activity; pyridoxal phosphate binding. Gene Ontology annotation, biological process: L-aspartate biosynthetic process. The coding region runs from base 1 to 1098 and encodes 365 amino acids. The transcript has 6 exons.
AUGGGUAGUAUCACAGCAAAUCCUUUUCAAGAUGUCCCAGCGGGCCGAACAGAGAGCCUCGAGGUUCUCAUCACACAGUUCCGAGCGGAUACCGACCCCAACAGAACUGAUCUCCUAGUGGGCGUAUAUAAAACUGAGGAAGGGAAAGCGAUAGUUACAGCGCAGACCCUUGGCGCAAGUGGCGGAUGUCAUGUCGGCGCAGUUAUGUUGAAAAAUCAUUAUGGACCGUGGAAGGAGAACGGGAACCCAGAGAUUUUCCUUCCCACCGAGUCUUGGUUGAAUCACCCUUUCUUAUUCGAGUCUGCGGGAAUUAAGCCCAGUUUUCUGCCAUAUUAUAGCAGCAAGACAAACGCAUUCGACUUUGUGGGCUUUUCAAAGGCCAUCAAGUCGCUACCAGCUCAGUCCGUUAUUCUUCUCCAGUCUGGAGCCCAGAAUCCAACUGGAUGUGAUCCAUCACCGGACCAGUGGCGAGAACUAGCCUCGAUCUUCUCCCAGCGCAGUCAUUUGGCAUUCUUCGAUGCUGCAUAUCCCGGCUUUGCCUCGGGAGAAAUUGACGCGGACCUUGCGGGGGUUCGUUUGUUUGCGGAACAAGAAAUCCCGCUUGUUUUUGUCUCAACAUACGGGAAAUCCUUUGGGCUUUACAGCGAACGUGUUGGAAUUGUUUCUAUUCUUGCGCCGAGCGAGGAAGUGGGAAAGAGAAUAGAAAGACAUUUGAGCCUACUCGCACGAGCAGAGUGUGGAGCGCCGCCCGAUUUCGGGUCCAGGAUUAUUGAAACGAUUCUAUCAGAUGAUAUCUUGGAGCGCCAAUGGCGGCAGGAAUUGCGUCAUAUGGCGAACCAACUCAUGAGCCGUCGAAUUGCGCUUAGGGAAGCAUUGGAGAAAUUGGAAACACCGGGUGACUGGCGACAUAUCACUGACCAGAGCGGAAUGUUUUCAUAUGUUGGACUGUCCGUGGAACAAGUCACUCUCCUCCGAAAGAAACAUCAUGUUUAUCUUCAGGACACUGGGAGAAUAUCUAUUGCUGGGCUCAACAAUUCCAAUAUCGACUACACUGCUCGCAGUAUCAGCGCUGUUGUCAAAGCUACAGCACCCAAAUGA